Brugia malayi is the source of this 414-nucleotide messenger RNA. RefSeq lists its product as uncharacterized. The coding region runs from base 1 to 414 and encodes 137 amino acids. The transcript is spliced from 4 exons. The record is from RefSeq and is a predicted model, not a curated record. Lineage: Eukaryota; Metazoa; Nematoda; Chromadorea; Rhabditida; Onchocercidae.
AUGAGUGAAAAUCAAAAAAAGCAUAGUAAAAGAAGAAAAAAAUAUGAGAAAGACAGCGAAAGGCAUUGUAAAAACAGAGAAAAGUAUUAUAAGAGUAAAGAAAAAAAUGACGAAAUUAUAGAGGAGAAAGUUAAAAAAGAGCCCAAAAAUGAAUUAUCCGAAAAUGAUAAAACAAAACAAUUAAAACGAUAUAAUAAUGAAAUAAAAGAUCGAUUUAUGGACAAUGCUAAUGAGUUAAAGCAAUGCGACAAAAAAUUACAAACAUCACACGUACGUUAUCAUCGAAAAGUGACACGUGAUUAUGCUGUAUCACCUGAUAAUACUUUACGUGAAAUAACUGGUGACAUGCCAAAUUUGGAGCUAAAGCAUGUUUUAAGCAAUGAAACAAUAUAUACCGAUGAUCAACUCAUGUAA